Molecule: messenger RNA, 3047 nt
Organism: Symsagittifera roscoffensis
Lineage: Eukaryota; Metazoa; Xenacoelomorpha; Acoela; Convolutidae
Product: probable cyclin-dependent serine/threonine-protein kinase DDB_G0292550
Exons: 6
Coding region: 151-2751 (866 amino acids)
Source: RefSeq, a predicted model, not a curated record
UUCAAAAUGAAUUUAGGUUACAGUUUUGGUAUGUUAUUCAUCAGGUUGUAUCAAUCACCUGUCUAUAUCACAAAUCUCGGAAAGCCACCAUCUAUCUAGGCUGCGGUCGGUUUUUUGGAUUAAGUUUUGAAAUAUGAAACAGUUUUAGAAAUGUUUGAUGAUGUGCAAGGUAUGUCGACUCCAGGGCCCUCCAGAGAUUUUUUCUCUACAUCUACACCACCAUCGUCCAGUCGCAGUUCUAUUUCUGGAUAUGAAAUUGAGAAUCCAUUCGAUAAAGAUUUGGAUAAACGUUUGAGACAUUCAGCGUUUUCACCAUCCUUUGGUGGGGGAGGCCCAUUGGAGACAAAUAUCACAAUAGACGAGAACAAAGCUUUCUUGUCACCGUACUUUCAACUUAUCGCUAACCCAAUUAAAAUUGGCUCAAAAGAAAUUAAGCGCCAGUCACGUAGCAGGACAGAUUGGGAGUUGGAUGACAGGAGUCAAAAUAGUAUUGAUGAGUUCUUCAGACAAGUGCCACUCAGUCCAAUUUCGACUGGAAGUGUUAUCAGUGACUUCUCACCAUACAUAAAGCACGACAGAAGUAGAAAUUCUGAUGAUUUCAAUAAUUCCAAUAACGGACAUCAAAAUCUGCAUGAAAUCAGAGAGGAGAACACGAUGGAGUUUAACAGUGAAGCGAGGGCAACACAGACUGCAUUAAGUAUACCGCCUGACUACGACCUCUCUUCUGUUCUAGCUCAUUUAUUCACACAGAACAGCUGCGAAUACGACACAGAAGCAGGGGCAUGUUUCAAUUAUCCAUCAUCGAGCAAAACUCCAUCUUCAUCCAGUCCGAACAAACUGAAUCUGCAGGACUACGAAAUCAUGAGUAUCAGCCGACCGCUUCUAUUCGGCUACGAUGACCACAACCACUCUUUACUCGACGACGACUUCCAGAAUAAUAACGAGAACGAUAUAAACACCAGCAAGUGUUCUUCGCUUGGUGAAAUGGAUCAGCCGCCGAUUUGCGUGUCGCCAAUUAUGCCGAUGGGCGAGGCUUCGGGGAGUGGGGGUUGUAGUAGUCGGAUGGAUUUUGCUAGGGAGGAAAGAGACAGAGAUUGUUCUUUUCGUAAUGAUGGGCAUAUCGAUGAAAUCGGAUGUUCACGAGAUCUGGAAUGUGUUGCGAGCUCAUCUAAAGGCACGAGGCGCCUUUCGUUUGAAGCUAACAUCUCGGCUAUCGAGCCAUGCAACAGUGCACAAAGUAGAGAAGAAGACUUUGAAAAUGAACAAAACUUCGAAAAUAGAGCAAUGAGUUCGAGUGUCGCGGACGAGAAUCCGAAUCAAAUGGUUCGCUUUUUAUCUCUGUCUUCUAUUUCCGAAGAGGAAGUUUUAAAUUACGCGAGGUCGGAAAACAAUAACAGUCAAAUUUUAAACUCGUCACCGGUGAGAAUUGGAGACGAAACUGAGAAUCGAACCCACUCGGCAAUCGGAGGGCGAGGGGUAUCAGCGAGACUAGAAAGCACGAGGCAGAUUAGCUUCGACGACGCAGCUAUGAUCAGUACGAUUCCAGCGAUCAACCCGAAUGAUACUUUGACCUUAACCGAAGACAGCGGUUUCGCCGCCGGGUCAAGUUCAAAUGUGCAACAAUUUGCACCCGCGUUAUCAAGUACUCAUAUUGUGAAUAGUCAACAGAAUCAAGCGCUGCAGGGGACGUCGCAGUUCGCGACAACUGAUAGUGGAAUUCUGCAUAGCUCGCAUAACUCAUUGAGUUUUCCCAAUAUUUCAUCGAAUAAUGAAGCUUCGCGGAACGAGCAAAGCAAUAGUAAUAGGCUAAGUGAACAUUCGGCAAACAGCGGAAAUGUCAGUUCUGAAAUUAGAGUAAGAACUGAAUAUAGAGAUCCAAUACGAGCGUCGUCACAAAAUUCGCCUUGUGUGUUAAAUGCGCAAUCUUUGCAGAAUUUGUCCUUCGUCAAUGACGAAUCAUCACGUGAUCAGACCGUGAACACAAACCUUGAAAGGGCGGCUUUGGAUAAAACUUCAGCUGGCAUUCGUGAUCAGUUUGACGGAUUUGAAAUUCGCUCAAGUCCAAACGAAUCUAACAUCGUGACCACUAAUGUUUCAGAGCCGAAAAGGGUUUCACCGAGAGAUAAUAUGUCAGAUGAUUAUGGUGAUUGUACGCCAAAACAGAAACCGAAAGUAUCAAGAAUUUCAGCGACACCGGAUUUAAGUGGACUCAUCGCGAAAAGCUCAAAAGCGGGAUCUUUUGUCCGACAAAAAUCUUUUGGACGCGAGCUAUUCAAUAUUGAAUCAUCAACACAUAUCAAAAAUUCAAUCGAAAACCAAAGUUCAAUGAAUAAGUCAAAUACCGCGAACGAUGCAAAUAAUAUUUUAAACUCGACAAAAAGCUCGGUUUUAAAUAUUGGUCAGAAACGCUUAAGAUCUGAUCGACUUAUAGCUAAAGAAAAUGUAUCUCACCAAAGUUCUAGCAGUCAGUUUCUUGGAACUGAGAAAUUGAUUCUAAACGAAAACAACCGAAUCAAUCAUAGCGAGCAGAUGGGAAAAUUGGGUUUGUCGAGUUUUGUGCCGCUGCAUGAUAGUACAAACACGAAAGAGAUGUUAGCAAAUAAAGGCAUAUCUAUUGACUGUUUUUCUAUUUCUACUCGAAGUUCAAGUUCUUCUCAAGGUCAAAGAGGGAGCAAAAUUGAUUUGUCGGGAACUUUGAAAGAUGUCUUGACCGACCAGUGGUGGGAGUCGCGAUGUAAUAAGGAAACUUAAGUGAUGCUCGUUCUUGUGAAACUUUUUUCAUAGGGGGAUUCGAUCAAUAGUCCUCCUCUCCCUAUUUCAUAGUUUCAGAAUAUCAUAGUGGAAAAGUGAAAAAUGCUGUAAAAUUAAUGCAACCUGGCUUGAAAAUUUUAAAAAGCUAACUAAUCAGUAAUGAUCUUUCAUUCUUCUGGUUAUGAUAUUUUGGAGCACACUCAAGAAAAAUACUUCGCUGUGCCUCAUUGCUUAGCAGUAAUUUGGGUCACAAUUAUUUGCCGCUGAAUUUGUAUCAUCCAUCAAUUACGCUUUAA